This is a messenger RNA of Neltuma alba, 639 nucleotides long. RefSeq lists its product as uncharacterized. The transcript is spliced from 2 exons. NCBI's taxonomy places the organism in Eukaryota, Viridiplantae, Streptophyta, Magnoliopsida, Fabales, Fabaceae. Gene Ontology annotation, molecular function: zinc ion binding; nucleic acid binding. The record is from RefSeq and is a predicted model, not a curated record. Bases 3 to 515 code for a protein of 170 amino acids.
UUAUGCCUAUUUCUGAUGACAGGAAAGUUAAUGUGUCUCACCGCGAGCAGAUGGCCACCAUGAGUUUUCUGACUGCACUGCCAUCUCAAUAUGCGGCUGCUCGAUCACAAAUUUUGUCGGGAGCUGACAUCCCCUCUCUUGAAGAAGCUUUCUCUCGUGUACUGAGAACUGAACAAAACCCUUCCUCAACUCCCAUUCCACCUACUAGUGCAUUACUCAGUCGAGGCCAGAAUGACAAUCGAGGGCUCCCUAGUCGUAGUGGUCCGAAACCAGGAGGUGGUAAUCAGGAGCCCAAGGAAGUGAUAUGUUAUUACUGCAAGGAACCGGGACAUACUAAACGCACAUGUCGUAAGCUGCAAAACAAGCAACAACGACAGAGCUCUGCCCAUGUGGCCACAACAACCAGUGACAUGGUUACUAUCUCAGCUACUGAGUAUGCUCAAUUGAAAUCUGCAAAUCCCCCCGUGAGCACUGCUAGUGCAACAGGAUCUUUUGACGAAGAGGAUUAUUGGUAGGGGCUACGAAUCUGGCGGACAUUACUUCCUUGAUGAUCAGGGGUCUCGUGCGGUGGCUUGUACUGGUGGUGUCACUCCAUUUGAAGCACAUUGUCGUUUGGGUCAUUUAUCUUUAUCUUCUUUA